AUGGCACUGUUAUUUUCUGGCACAGGCGUAUCACCGAUCGUCUGGUAUUUCCCAGUUGCCCAACAGUACUCAGUAGUUCUAAGCAAGCUUCACAUUUAUCGCCCGAACUAUAUCAAUUUGAACAAAUUGCUAUAUCUUAUGGAAGAUCUUGUUUUGGCACACGAUCUGUCGGUAACAUCGUUUGAGUGGCUUUUCGCGCAACAGCAACUUAUAUCAGUGUCCUUGGACGGUCGCAUUAUCAUUCACCAUCUCAGAUCGACUACGCUGGUGGAGAAGCACUCGAAGCUUGUGACCAUUGCGAAUCUUCCGCGUAGCAUUCGCAAAACCAAUACAUCCACCAAAUACACCGGUAAUAUGAUUUUCCUCACAACUUCGGCAGUUUUACAAAUUUAG
Messenger RNA from Gongylonema pulchrum, 393 nucleotides. Lineage: Eukaryota; Metazoa; Nematoda; Chromadorea; Rhabditida; Gongylonematidae. The record is from the annotation of a GenBank genome assembly.